Messenger RNA from Betta splendens (Siamese fighting fish), 6401 nucleotides. It is a transcript of the gene tgfbr3, whose product is annotated as transforming growth factor, beta receptor III. The transcript is spliced from 18 exons. Lineage: Eukaryota; Metazoa; Chordata; Actinopteri; Anabantiformes; Osphronemidae. The coding region runs from base 362 to 2923 and encodes 853 amino acids. The record is from RefSeq and is a predicted model, not a curated record.
CACAGCUCAGCCUCCUCCCUCCAAAACCCGCCCCCCGACAAAGCCCUCACUAAAAGGAGAGACAAAUAGUAGUAAAGUGUUUAAAACUUUACGGCUGUGUUUGGAAAACGGCUGUUAAACUAAACAUCGCUGAAAUAUCACGUCAGCGUCUCGCGCCGCUGUUUUUCUUCCUCAACAGCGGAAUGGUGUGACGCUCCAGAUCGAAUCGCAUCCAACUUCAGCUUCUACCAAGUAAACUUCGGUGUUUUCGGGAGCUCGUGCAUGUCAGAGCUCUUCCUGUUGACCACCUCACAGUAAACAAAUCAGAAGAAAGAGUUGUUCAUCCAUCUUUCUCCUGUUGGAAGCUGCUAUAUAUGAAAAAAUGUCUAGAAGACCCCCCAUUGCCUUGUUACUCCUUGAAAUAUGUUGCCUGGCAUCUGCAGUACCCUUGUUUCGUAGCCCAUGCGAGCAUCUGCCAGUGGGGACGGGACAUCCAGUGCAGGCUAUGCUGAAGAGCUUCUCUGUACUGUCAGGCUGUGCAAGCAAGGGCACCACCAGCUUCCCUCAGGAGGUCCACAUCAUCAACCUCAGAGGACAUGCUCCAGAGAGGCCAGACGACACCCUGGCAGAAGUUGACCUGCAUUUGAAGCCAAUCCAGUCUCUGAUGCGCCACCAGAAGCCCCUGGUCUUUGUGCUCAACUCUCCCCAACCACUGAUUUGGAAGAUCAGGACAGAGAACCUGGCCCUGGGCAUCAGACGGACCUUUCAUGUAUCUGUGGGCUCUGAGGUACACUUUCAGCCGGGAAACUUUUCCCUCUCCUGCCAGAUUGAGAAGGAGGACCUUCCCCAUGGCAACAUGCAUCUGCUCGACUGGGCCCAGAAGAAGUUCAAGGCAGUCACCUCUUUCUCUGAGCUCAGGAUGACCCAAGACAUCUACAUCAAAGUUGGAGAAGAUUCAAUGUUUUCUGACACCUGCAAGAUUGAUACCAACUUCCUGUCUCUGAACUACCUGGGCGGGUACAUGGACCCACAGGCAUCCAAGGGAUGUGUCCUGUCUGGACCUGACAAAGACCAAGAAGUCCACAUCAUUGAUCUCCAUGCACCUGACUCCAGCAGAGGUUUACAGGUGGAUGUCAUAGUGAAUCUACGACCCUUGGAAGAUGAUGCCCCUCUGCAUCGUGAUGUUGUCUUAGUGCUCAAGUGUUCCAAGUCUGUCAACUGGGUCAUUGAAGCCCAUCGUGUGACUGGCAAUCUCCGUGUGCUGGCGUCUAACACCAUCAGUGUUAGUUCCGAUAUAGAGAAACUAAUACAAGUAUCAAAAUCCCCCAAGCAACAAUUACCAUCAGGGUCACAAGCUUUGAUCAAAUGGGCAGAAGAGCAUGUCCACAGUCCAGUCACGUCCUACACCAGCACACCUGUGGCCAGUCACUUUAAUAUUCGACUCAGAGAGCCAGACAUGGUGGAUACUCUGGAGAGGAUGUUCCCUCCAGGGCCCCCCAUCUUCCAUGAGUCUAAUCCUCAUCCAGGACCUGGAACUGCUUUGCGGCGCUUCGAUCUGCCCCUCCGUUUUCCCCCAUUCAUUUCUGAAAGCCUGCCCUCCUCCCUUGACUACCGGCAGGUGGACAACGAAGCACCUGAUGAUCAAGAGGGCACUUUGAAUGUCAGCCUCAGUGUGCAAUGUGAGGACACGAGGAUGGUGGUCAGCAUCGACAAAGAGAGCCUGCAGGCAAAUGGGUUUACGCACGUCAACCUUACUCUCCAAGAUCCAAAAUGCAAAGCAACAGUCAAUGCCACCCAUUACACACUGGAAACUCCUCUGACUGGCUGUGGGACCACAGUAUAUCCCAUGCUGAGCAGCCCGAUGGCCCUCCACAUAAACUCUGUUUUUAUAAAUCCUGCUGAGACAAGGGACGGGAGUGGCCGCCCGCUUAGUUUCGAGGAUUUGGAAUCUGGAGAUUUGCUGUUCCAGAGAACUCCAGAUCCAGUGGACGUAAUAAGGACAGAACCUACAGAGACACAGGCAAAAUCGUUCAAUUGCACAUACAGGAAGAACCAGGAAACCUCUGGUACACGCCCCAGGAUUGUAUCGGGACCAGCUAGGCAACCGGUUGACAACAUAACGUUCAAUAUGGAGUUGUACAACACGUUGGCGCACAACAGCUCUUCACUUCAGCCCUUCUACACUGUCUCACAGAAUCAGCAAGUCUUUGUUGAGGUCACUUCAGCCACUUCAGAUCCAAAUCUGGGGCUUACCAUCAUGUCGUGCUUCAUUUCACCCCACUCCAACCCUAGCAAUUUGGAUACAGACUACACUCUCAUUCAGACUGUCUGCCCCAAAGAUAACUCUGUCAGAUUCUAUCCUCAGAAGGGAUUCCUUCACACACAAAUUAAUACGAAAAGUUUCAGUUUCACCUUCAACUCCAGGUUUAACAUGUCCCUGCUUUUCCUGCACUGCAAGAUGUGUCUGUGCUCCAAGACAGUUCACAGCAACCAAGAGUUACCACUGUGCUUACAAGCUGCUGAGGCCUGUGAUUCUGUUCCUGUUGACAAUAUACUGAAGAUGAUGAUGUUCAGCAAAGUAUCUACAAAGCCGCUGGUCGUGGUUGAUGGAUCAGGCACUUCUACAUACAAACCGCUUCCAGGUCCACAUGGUCCCCCAAAUAUUGAUUACAUUACGCCUAAGGAGCCCAUCGAUCCACGUAAAUUUCCUGAUGAUCGAACACUGUUCUUGCUGGACACUCCAACAGUGGUGGGAAUCGCCUUUGCAGCAUUUGUUAUAGGGGCUCUGUUGACUGGAGCCCUGUGGUUUAUCUACUCGCACACAGGUGAAACAGCUGGUGCACAGCAGGUCCAAAAGUCCCAACCUGUCUCGGAGAACAGCAGUGCAGCCCACAGCGUCGGCAGCACCCAAAGCACCCCCUGCUCCAGCAGCAGCACAGCGUAGCCCCCAAUGAGCUGUACCGUGGUGCAGGAAAGGGCCUGACGGUUCACAGGGACUGGUUUUAUCACUUCCUUGAAUGAAAGGAAAUUGUUAGGGCUGCGAUAGAAAGAAAAACACAAUGUAUCCUAUUGUUAUUCUGUAAAUCCCAUCGUGCCACUAUGUGUGUGCAUGUACUGUCCUUAUAUUUCAGCGUGCAAGACCCAGCUUGGCAGCACAAAAGCUACACUAGUUAGCUUUUACUUACUUCCAAUCCAAAUGCUGUUAUUUCCACCUACCCCUUGGUUUUGACCUUAAACAGUUUGAUUUGGGAUGUUUGUGACCAGCAGGUGUGGUCUCAACAGUGAGGAGAAGCAAUAGCAGCGAGUCAGUUUAAGUGAGAUGUUGAUGGCUGGACUGUAACAUGUUACUUAAUGACAUGCAAACCCUCAAGAUGGUAGAGGAGCAAUAGAACCACUAAUAGGGCAGGGAUGAAUGUGCAGUAUGAACAGGAGUCAGACAGAUAAUGACUCUUGAACUAGACAACGCAGUGUAAUUAAAGAAUGUAUACAGAGUAAAUGUCAAACAAUGUGAAACUGAAAUGUGAACGAUAACAUACUCAUUUCAUUUAUUCUAACACACAAGACGGUCAAACGUAUGUCACCUGUUAGGCUUAAGUCUCAUUUUCAUGUAGUACAGUAGACAGGGGCAUUAUGGAUUCCUUAGUAGCUGUUAAAGAAAUGAUAAAUCAUUUUGGGAGAUGUGUUUGUUUCCGUCCCAAGUAUAGAUGGAAAAGUUGGUUUCUCUCUCAUUUGAGGGCAUUAAGUGCAAACGCGCACUUUGAAAAAACACUUACCGGUAUGUUUAAAUGUUUUUAAGUAAACAGCUUUGUCACAUUACAUUCCUUCCUUUCUGUGAAUUAAGUUAGAUGGGAUGUAAGUAGCUUAGCAUAGUGUAAAGCUUGUAAGCAGGAAGAACCAAAACCAAGACUCUUUCCCCUCAUUGGCUUUAAGUUGAGCACACUUUCUGUAGAUCUUGUGUGUUGAGUGUAGGAGGAAAGACAUUUUGGUGACGCUUAGUGCUAUUAGUACCAUUUAAGGCUACAGUAUUUACAGUAUGGUACUGUAGUAUAUACAGAGGCUAAUUGCCUCCCUUCAUCCCACAGACGUAGCAGUUGCGUCAGUCUUUAAAUGGUUUAUCCCUCCGGAAUCAAACAUUUUCCCCUACGGUAAAUGUUGGUCCAUAUGUUGAAGACCUGUAUAUUUGUAAAUAUUGUAAAGAUGUUGUGAGCGUGUGAGCAGGUUCAUUAUUUCAUACUUCUGGGUUAGUCAUUGGUCAGAAAAAAGUAGUUUCUCAUUUUAAAAUUAAAUAAAACAGAAAUGUCAAAUGUUCAACAGAAAUGUGUGUUAAAAGUUUUGAAUAUGGAAACUUAGGGACGUACAGUAGCUUCAGACUGACACUAUGGUUUGGGGUAGCUGUAAAAAAAUACCUUUGGCUUAAAGAGCACUAUUUCCUUAUUACUACAGAGUUUAAGAAAGUUUGGUGUUACUUAUUUCACUUGUUCUGUAAUAAUCCUGGCACUGAGCGUGUGUUUGUAGCUGUAGCUGAAGCUCAUGUUUGUGACACACCAUGCGUACCCCACCGUUUCAGAGUGACGUGAAUGUUUGCCAUAUUAACCUGUACGCGUUGUGUGGGAGUAGCUGAGGCUUAGAUUUCAACCGUGUCUCUGGUAAAGAGUAGGAUAAACAGAAUGUAAAUCUCUUUUAUAUGUAAACAUGUAUAAAGCUUUCUACAGAGGAAACAGAGUAAAAACAUAUAUAUUUGUGUAUAAAAUUAUAUUUUGGAAUAUAUUUACCGAGAUAAAUUUAUUGUUCUAUGUGUGUAAGUACUGUGAACUGUGGACAUCCUCAUAUAUAACCAUUUGUUGUGGAUGAUUCUUUUUUAAAAACUUUACCACAUGUUUUAUGACACAUGUUCAAAAACAUUUUUAAUUAUUUUUAUUUAUCACAAAUCUAUUAUUACAAAUUACAUCAAAAUUUUGGAUGGUUUUACCAACUACAAUGCAUUUUUAAAUGUUAAUUUGAUAAUGAACAAGUUGUCAUACAACAUGCUAUGAGUUUUUAAUUAAGUACUGCAAGUAUUACCAGCAGGUUAUUUUUUUGUUGUGUUUUGUUUUAUAAUUAUUUGAGUGGAAAUUGUAUUUUCCUACAUGGUAAUAAUGACUCAUUGCUGCACAUGUUGUCAAUUGAUAUAAAUCAUAUUUUGGCAAAAAAAUUAGUUAAGUUUAUAAAGUUAUAUAAAGUUAAUAAAUCUGGAAUCAACAACUGAUAUCAUUGUAGUAUUGAUGCCUCCACUUCCACUACCACUGAUUGUACAGCACUUUGACCAACUUUGGAAAACUUUUUUAAAAGUGCGCAUGUGCUCACUUAGGGUGGAGGGAAGAAAACUAAAUUCUCUCAUUAUGUUGUUGGAAACUCAACUGUUUUCAAUAACACUUGAGAAAUAAUUGUCAUAUUGGAACCACUUGGUUUAGGACCAACAUUAAUAUUGUUUGUUUUAUUGGGCCUCCUUCCAGGUGUGUUCAGGCCAGAACUCAGUUAAAACCAGUAAAGAGGCAACAGUGACAGUGUUGGGCACCGCUGCUGUUGUCAAGCAGUGCCCAACAGUGCUGCAUCCCACUGUAUAGGCACGAGUCACUUAAUAAAAGAUCUAUGUUUUGCUGUGUGGAAAUGCACCACCACCUAUAAUUAGUGGCCGUUGUGGGAUUAAAGCUUUCUGACAUUCCUGUAGUUGUGUGGUUUUGCUUAUCAACUGUGGCGAAUCCCGUCUCCCCGUGUGUAAUUAUCCCCUCCACCCCUCCGUGUCAAGACUUGGAGCCCAGAGUUAUGAUCUGGAUCUAAUCUUCUCAUUUGAGAUAAUUUGAGCAUUUUCUUUCACUCGACCCAACAAUACAAUUCAGAGCUGCUGUUCAACAUUCGCCAUCAACAUUCCUCUGCCUCCGUUACCCCUGUGCAUUCUGGGUAAACAUCCUGUCGCUUUUCACUUGUGCCACAAAUAGAAAGAAGCAGGUAUAUGCUAUGAUCACAACAAUGCCGCGUUGUUCCACUACGCCGACAUGCUGAUCCAAUUAGAGUGAACAAAUAAAUCACAUGAAUGACUGUGUUUUUUAACCAUUUAACUACCUCGUGUUUUUUGAAUGUGCAUUCUGUGUGUGUGUGCGUGCGUGCGUGCGUGUGUGUGCGCAUGAGAAUUUUCUCUGCUUCUUUGUUGUCUGUGGAUGAUGCCACAGUCCCAGUGUGGUUUUAUUACAGUUCACAUUUAAUAUUUUAAUAAUAAAGAGUGUAAUGCUUCCUACAAUGUUAACAUUUAUUUUUUUGGGGCCAUGUACAUGUGUAAAAUCUUUGGUUCACUGUUAUAUCCUUUGGAUUUUAAAGACUUUUAUAGCUGGAAAUACGCAUGAACCGUGUAAACUUAUUAUGUCCAAUAAAUCUUCAUGUUAUACUCU